Molecule: messenger RNA, 2440 nt
Organism: Desarmillaria tabescens
Lineage: Eukaryota; Fungi; Basidiomycota; Agaricomycetes; Agaricales; Physalacriaceae
Exons: 5
Coding region: 85-2388 (767 amino acids)
Source: RefSeq, a predicted model, not a curated record
CUGCCUUCACAUGGCACUCUGAAACUACAAUGACCAAAUCCUAGACAACCUCCUUUGUCUUUCGCCGCCUUGUCGAGCGCUGAUAUGGAGUCCGCCGCCCCAAGCUAUGGUACACCUACGCCUCGUACAAUGCCGCCUUCCAACCCGUCGCUCGACGAUACCUUAGAAUCAGUAUUAAACAACUACGUCAAGACAUUGCUUGAUGCAGUUAGAGAUUUGAGUGACACUGUCAAGCAAACCAGGCUAUCGGACUAUCUCAUCAAUCCAGCCGGACUUGUUGACAAUCCCGUUCUUCGAUCCAUCAUCGAUGCCCACCUAAAAACACUCAGGCCACUUCCAGCAGUUACCUCAUUCGUUUGGGACUUGUCUUCCGUACCCCCUGCUGUCCGCUCAAGCCCCGGGUUCCAGUUUUUGUUUACCAUGGGGUGCAAGUAUUGGCCUCCAAGAUGUAAUGCAAUUCCCAAAGAUCCUUCCCUGCCCGAUUUGACGAAUAUCGGGGAACCGGCGAAUGUUAGGGACCUUCAAAUGGUGCUACCGAGUAUGGGACACGUAGGAAACUUUGAAAACCUUCGGGGUUUUGUGCAGUCCUUCUUUGAAAUAUGGCAAAAGAACGGAUGCCGGGGUUAUGCCUCGACUACAAUUCCCAUCCCUCUGGUCUGCGGCGGUCCAGGAACAGGCAAAACACAUUUCUGCAGGAUGGCGAUCCGCAAAUUCCUCGAUAACGAUAUCGAAGCUGGUGACGACGAUCCAUUCAAAAUAGCAUGUGCCUUCAGUGCCCAGAAAAACUUGCACAUAGAGCUGUCGUUCCGUGAUGGCUUGAUUGAUGGAGAAACUGCAUGUCCAGAGGGGUCGCUUUGCUUACGAAUUGCCUACGAAAUAUUCAAGGGCUUUACUCCCUUCCGAUGCCAAUACCCGACAUCCCACGAGUUUCUAUCGGCUUUCCUGUCCGGUUCGUCUUCCCCUGCAAGUCACCUUUCCUUGUUGGAUCUACGAUACUUUUUGAGGGCACGAUUAGCCCUAGCAUCAAAUGACACGAUUAUAUUUGUUCACCUUGACGAAAUAGAACGGAUAUUCGAAGGAUCAAAUAAACAGGAGAGUAUUGCCUAUUUCCAAGGAAUCCUUGACAGUUUCGAAGACUUUAAUCAGUGGCGCUCCCGUGUCGUCUUUUGCACCUUAUUCUCGGGCACAGGGCCGGCGCCGAUUGUGGCAGCUAUCAAGACCUGGGAAUGCUGUUGCGGCUGUCCUUUUCUUAUCAACCUCGACCCGAUUACUCCGAAGGAAUACUGUCAAGGGCUAAGCGACUUUUUAUCGAUGCAGAUAGGGCAUGAUUCUAAACCUCCUCCGUUCAAGGCUUCGGAGAUUUCCAAAGGCGUGCAGGGAACUUUGAUGGACAUCGAAGGCGUCCCGAAAUUAUUCAUUGCUCUUCUUCAUGUGCUAUCAUGCCUCAAAGGACCGCAGUUUGUUAGCCCCCCGAGUGCCCAGUUUCUGGAUUGGUCAAUCAACCGCCAAAGGAUUAGAGACGCCGUAGAAGACUCGUCACUCUCUACAAGCACAAUCCUCAAGGCCCUUCAUACAUGCAUCACGGAUUCGAAUAUUCUUCCUUCUUGGAUUGCAAGCGAUGACGCCAAUAUCAGUAUGAUUUGGUGUUACACUAUUACUGACACUCCUACCUCGCCUGAGUCAAGGCUCGACGGUCGAAAUGAAGAUUCUCCAACCUUUUCUGAACUGGAACAUGAUGGGAAGGUAGUAUUGCGUCGUUUACCACUUUAUGUCCAGGGCAGAGGUUUUCACCGUGAUUCCGGCCCUCUAUAUUGGCAAGAGGUCGAAGAAUUUGAUGGGACUUGGCUGUUAUGCAGGCUCAAGGCAUUCCAAGACGAGAAGUGGCCGAGUCAGCCGCUUCAGGAUUUUCUGUCCAUGGAAUCUUCGUGCCGACAAGCAGAUAGCCUCAUUAGUCUGAGCGGGCCAAUCGACGAUUCCCUCGAACAGCUCGAAACUAAGCCGCAUGAUAUGGUCAAUAAAUGUCGUCGACUCGGGAAGACAGGAUGUUUUGGAUGGAAGAAUGUUCUCGGUGUGGGAGGCUGGGAUUGGGCAUUGAGCUUACCUUUGGUCGAUGCUGGUCGGCUGCUCCUCGUGGGUAAGAGGAUGGAAGGGAGUCUUCAUCCGUCGCGUAUCGAAGCAGAGCUCAAAAAGGCUACUGCAACAUGGUUCCGGACUGGAAUGAGAGUAGGUCAUUUCGUUGUCCUGACUGACGGAGUGUUUGAAGGGACACUUUCUGCUAAUGUCAAGAAGAUGGCUAGCAUUGUGGAUCGUACAACGAUGGAUAAGUUCUUUGGGAAAAUCAUGGCUGCUAGAUUACAAGCGGUUUCUGAUUUUCGAGCAUCUGUAUAGUAGUAUGUUUAUGUCCUAGCAAUAACAUGAAAUAUACUUAGCUGUAGUGCAC